UGUUGGCUGCUCCGCCCUGUGCUGCCGCUCUUCGCUCGCUCUUCUUCCCUCCCUCUCGGUGAGGUUGCGGGUCAGCGCGAGCCACUGCAGCGAAACCGUCGGCGGCGGCGCGAGCGGCGGGACCGAGCGGGCGCGGCGCAGGCGGCCACUGAGAGCGGCACUCGGCAGAUCCAGCUGCGGGGAGACUCCCAACACCCACCCGCCACCAUGGGAAAUGAGGCAAGCUAUCCUUUGGAAAUGUGCUCGCACUUUGACGCAGAUGAGAUUAAACGGCUAGGAAAGAGAUUUAAGAAGCUUGAUUUAGACAACUCUGGUUCUUUGAGUGUGGAAGAGUUCAUGUCUUUGCCUGAGUUACAACAGAACCCAUUAGUACAGCGAGUAAUAGAUAUAUUUGACACAGAUGGGAAUGGAGAAGUGGACUUCAAAGAAUUUAUAGAAGGAGUCUCCCAGUUCAGUGUCAAAGGGGAUAAGGAACAGAAGUUGAGGUUUGCUUUCCGGAUUUAUGAUAUGGACAAAGAUGGCUAUAUCUCCAAUGGGGAGCUCUUCCAAGUGCUGAAGAUGAUGGUUGGGAACAAUCUCAAAGACACUCAGUUACAACAAAUUGUAGACAAAACCAUAAUUAAUGCAGAUAAGGAUGGUGAUGGAAGAAUAUCUUUUGAAGAGUUCUGUGCUGUUGUAGGGGGCCUAGAUAUCCACAAAAAGAUGGUGGUAGAUGUGUGACUCUUUUUAGGGCACCACCCAACACUUUUGCUUUCUUCUCCAUCUCUGAAGAUCUGCUCAAGACGUCCAGCAACGCUCUCUGUGUAUUUAAAUGGAAGUAUUUUUCUCUGUGAAGCCACAUUUUCCAACAUGAGCCUCAUGAAGCCAACUAAGUGUUAUUGAACUUUAUUCUCUCAAUAACUCAGUGUAGCACUUUAAAGUCUGAAGGACAGCAAGAUGGAAAGAGCAUAUCAGUGUGGUGGAGAAAGGGAAGGGGUUGGCUUUUUAAUUUAUUUUUCUUCAUCUUUUAUAACAAGGAAAUAUCUAUCUAUAUAUAUAUAUGUGUGUCUAUUUAUAUAUAGAUAUAUAUGUAGCUUUCUAUAUGUAGUAGUUAGAUGGGCUUUAAUUUAAUAUACUUGAUUCAGAAACAAAACUAGAGUACAAAGUGCCAAGCAGAACAUUAACAGUUCAAUAUAUGGAUAUACAUCCUUACUUUUAUUUCACACAGUUUUAUAUUAUAUAUAUAUAUAAUAGAAGAAUGUAAAAAUUUAACAGGGUGUUAGGUCAACUGUUUUCCUUUUCCUGUGACUGUUCAGAUGUUUCUAUAUGUUGACUGGCUGACAAAGCAUUGCUUCCUGUUAAUUAACCUUAAUUACAUUUUUGUAACACAGGAGACUGUUUAUUUAUACCUGUUAAUAUAUUACCAGGGACUGUCUCUCUUCGCUAAAUAACUUGUAGUACAACUCUGCUUAAUAGUAUGAGAAAAUAUAGUUUAAUGCUAAUGCCAAGAACUAGUCCUUGUAUGCGUAUAGUAACUGCAGCAUGCUUAUAUGGUCACUUCAUUCUGUCACCUACUAACUGGGAGCAGUUGCAUCUAUUAAAUAGCCCUAAGGAUAUAUAAAUCAGCUGUGAGAUUCAUUUCAGAUACAACAGCUGAAGAUGUUUGAUGCAUUCAUGAUUUCUCUUGCACUUAGCUUAAUGAAAUUUAGGAUUGAUAUAAUUGUGCAGGAUUCCCAUUUACUCAUUUUAUACAUUACUUAGUGCGAUUAUAAAAUGUUUCUUGCCACUAAAUUUGUUUCAACCAUAACAGUUUCCCCUCUGCAUUUUAAAAAAGUACUACAGGUAGCAUAAAUAACUGGUAAUAUUUUAUAUAUAUCCCUAUAUCUAUAGAGAGAUAUAUGUAUAUAGGAUUCAUACGGGGGGAAAUCUUGUUAACCUAUGCCAUAGAGAAGGAGGAAAACUUCACGUUAUCUAAAUUUAUACCUCUUCCUCUUCUCCAGUCCUUCAAUUGGAGAAUUUUUUUUCUUUCCUAGAUUUGUCCAUAUCAUGAUUUCUAAUGGAUGGUAACUUGAUAUAUUUGUGUGAUAUAAAAGUAGCGAGCCAUGUUUUACAACUUUAUAUCAUCCCUUCCCUUUUCUGCAAUGGUACUAUUGGCUGGAAGAAAAACACAUUUACUAGAUUUUUAGGAUAGUACAUCUUUGCUGUAUAGCAGUUUUUCUAUUAAAAAAUGUUUUAUAAUCAACAGUGGAAAGGACAGGUUGUAUGAACCUACUUAAAUGGAGCACCUGUCUGCCAUAGCUGUUCCUUCAACUGAGUGCUGCACAUCAUGGGCUCUGUCUGUGAGAGAGAAAUCCAGGUGCUUGGUGUCCUUGCAUGACAUGAAGUUUUGCAUGUAGAUCGAAUUGAAAUGUUCCUCUUGUUUACAUAAUUUGCAUAAUUUAAAAAGAUAAUGUUGCCAAACUUUGGUAAAUGUUAAUGUUCAAACCGAAAAUCUCCACUACAUGUAACUUUCUUCCUCUGGAUCAGUCCGUGGCUUAUAAUCCCAGCCAGUGGUUGUAUCUGUUCCAUUGUCAACUGCCAUGUGCUCUGCUUCAAGGGGGAACUAGUCUUUUGUGAAUUUUUUGUACAUAAGUAUUUGUUACAAACAUUUUAGCAAAUGCUUUCUAUUUCUCUUACUUGCUUGUGCAUAUCUUGGCUGGCGUUCUAGAAAAUAGUGCUAUUGUUAUUUCCUUAUCGGGGGGAUAAGGGGUUUUUUUAGUUUGUGUGGGGAAAAUGGUUUAUGUUGAAUGUUUAGUUUUUCCUCUGCAUGCUACAUCAUAUGUUGUGGGAACUAUAGAACCUUCAUACUAUAUGAAUAAAAAAAUAAAAUAUUUGAACCUUG
Terrapene triunguis (Three-toed box turtle) is the source of this 2860-nucleotide messenger RNA. It is a transcript of the gene PPP3R1, whose product is annotated as protein phosphatase 3 regulatory subunit B, alpha. NCBI's taxonomy places the organism in Eukaryota, Metazoa, Chordata, Testudines, Emydidae. The record is from RefSeq and is a predicted model, not a curated record. The transcript has 6 exons. Bases 208 to 720 code for a protein of 170 amino acids. Gene Ontology annotation, molecular function: calcium-dependent protein serine/threonine phosphatase regulator activity; calcium ion binding.